This is a messenger RNA of Calidris pugnax (ruff), 3369 nucleotides long. RefSeq names its product cyclin G2 (gene CCNG2). The record is from RefSeq and is a predicted model, not a curated record. Lineage: Eukaryota; Metazoa; Chordata; Aves; Charadriiformes; Scolopacidae. Bases 313 to 1329 code for a protein of 338 amino acids. Gene Ontology annotation, molecular function: cyclin-dependent protein serine/threonine kinase regulator activity. The transcript has 8 exons. Gene Ontology annotation, cellular component: cyclin-dependent protein kinase holoenzyme complex; nucleus; cytoplasm. Gene Ontology annotation, biological process: regulation of cyclin-dependent protein serine/threonine kinase activity; mitotic cell cycle phase transition.
UUGAUGCGGGGCCGGGGCGGCGGCGGCAGCAGCAGCAGCAGCAGCUGGGGGCUGGCGAUGGUGCCGCUGCCGUGGGCAUCGCCGUGAGUCGCUGGGGGAGGCGAGCGGGGCUCGCCGCGGGCGGGGGCGCAGGCGGCCCUGCCUGGAUGUGGGGCCAGCGGCGGAGUCGACCCGCGUCCGUGCGGUGAGGGGAGCCGGGCUCGCCUCCCCCCCUCCCCGCCGCGGAGGAAUUGAACGGUGAGGGUCGCGGAGGAGGGCCCGGUGCCCCCUCAACACCACCCCGGGUAAAAGGCUCCGGAGGCAGGGGAGAAAAUGAGCAGCGAGGUGAUGUGGCUUUUCAAGCAGCUGAAUAUGCACCUGGAGCAGGAGGGGCGGUUUCAGCCCCGAGAGAAGGGGCUCAGCCUCAUCGAGGGCGCCGCCGAGAAUGAAAAUACUCUGUGUCCAAGGCAAAGGAAUGCCAAGGUGGAAGAUCUUUGGAGUCUGACCAACUUUUUCGGUUUUGCAACUGAAACGUUUGUUUUGGCUGUUAACAUUCUGGACAGAUUCUUGGCUCUUAUGAAGGUGAAACCAAAGCAUUUAUCUUGCAUUGGAGUUUGUUGUUUCCAACUGGCUGCCCGAGUAGUCGAAGAAGAAUGCAAUAUUCCAUCUGCUCAUGAGAUCAUCCGGAUCAGCCAAUGUAAAUGCACUGUGUCCGACCUGAAACGGAUGGAAAAAAUAAUUUCAGAAAAGUUGCACUUUGAAUUUAAAGCUACUACUGCCUUAACGUUCUUGCACUUGUACCAUACUAUUGUACUCUGUCAUACCUCAGAAAGGAAAGAAGUAUUGAAUCUUGACAAAUUGGAAGCGCAGCUAAAAGCUUGCAACUGUCGUCUAGUCUUUUCUAAAGCAAAACCAUCUGUCUUGGCCUUGUGCCUUCUCACUCUAGAAGUUCAGACUUUGAAAUCUGUUGAGCUGUUUGAGAUCCUUCUUCGUGUUCAAAAGCAUUCUAAGAUAAGUGACAGUGACCUGCUUUACUGGAGGGAACUGGUCUCAAAAUGCCUAGCAGAUUAUUCUUCUCCAGAAUGUUGCAAGCCUGAUCAUAAAAAGCUGGUUUGGAUUGUUUCAAGACGUACAGCCCAGAAUCUACAGAACAGUUACUACAGUGUUCCUGAGUUGCCAACGAUACCGGAGGGUGGAUGUUUCAAUGAAAGCGAGAGUGAAGACUCCUGUGAAGAUAUGAGCAGCGGAGAAGAAAGCCUUAGCAGUUCUCCUCCAAGUGAUCUGGAAGGCACCUUCUUCUUCGAACUCAAGCCUAAAACAAAGUGGCAAGCUCUUAGCUGUCGGUCUUAAUAACAUUAAGUCUUGAUUGUAUUAGGCUGAGCUUUUUAAUGCAUCGUAGAGUCUUUUGGCAAUAAUAAAUGAGGUGGUAAUCUGUAAACUGUAUUAAGGCAAGAAUUGCUGUGGUAUAUCAAUGCUUUGAAUGCCUGGCUUGGGUUUUGUUGUUGUUGUUGUGAUUUUAAGGAAGAAAAGAAAAUAAAUGCCAUUCAGGUCCCCAGUUCAGCAAAAAAAGCUAAUGUAUAGUUCUGUUGUAAACAAGCAUAAAUGUAGUCCUGUACCUGGUGGUCCAAAAUGCUUAGCAGCUAAACAUGUUACUAGUGUUCCCUGGCAGCAGUGAAGGGUGAUGGCGUACUGGGCUGUGUUAACAGGAGUGUAGCCAGGAGAUCAAGGGAAGUAGGUUUUUUUUCCUCCCUUUACUUGGCAUUCAUUCUCAGUUGGAACAGUGUCCAGUUCUGGGUUCAAGGCGUUGAUCAACUUGCACAAGUCCAGCAGGAAGCUGCCAAGAUGGUUAAGCGAUUGUGGGGCACAGAAGCUGUGAGGAGAGGCUGAGCAAAAUGAGUUUAUUCAGCCUGGCAAAGUGGCCUUCGGGUUUGAACAGCAGCCUUUUGGUAUCUAAGAGGAGGUUGCUGAGGAGGAGGUGAUUUCAGCGUCUUGACUGAGAAGUGUGGAGCAAGAAUUGAGGCGCUUUGAUUGAAUUGAAGUGUGAACUCCUCGGUGAAUGGAAGAAGUUUGCUCUGUGGGGGCAGUCAAGCGUUGGAGUGGACUGAGAGGGGCUGUGCAGUCUGUCCUGGGAGGUUCUCAGGAUUCAACGUGACAAAGCUCCAAGCUCGGCUUGAAUUCAGUGCUGACCCUGCUUUGAGCAGGAGGUUGGUUUAGAGUCCUCCUGAGGGCACUUCCACUCUUUAGUAUUUUGGGUUUAGAUCAAGAUUGGCUGGGUGGGUUGUGUGGAGUGGUGUGUAGAUGUAGUACCAGGCUGAAAUGACUUACUGUCAAGUGGGCCAAAUACCGAAACUGCUUUAACACUUUACAUGGAUCUUGAGUUGUGUACUCCAGUUACUUUUUUGGUUUUUUUUUUAAAGCUUGGUUUUGAUAAACUUCAGGAAUCCCUAUUUCGGGAGUAUGUAUGGCAAGAAGGAAGUUUCUAGUCAAUACUAGUUUUCACUAAGGGACAGUAUAAAGUGCAGGGAGUAAUUUCAUAUUUUCGUUUACAUGGAAACUCACAUUGUAUACUUCAGUAUGUUUAAAAUCUUAACUUAAAUUCAAUCCAUACUAUUAGCUUAGACUUAUUAACAUGGUAAAUCUUGAUAAGUCUAUGUUCCUUUUAAUAUUUAACCCUUGUAGUUGUUUUUCAGUAUAUUCAUGUUAUUGAUUGAGUCAUAAUCAAACUUGUUUGCAUGCUUAUGUAAAGCAGUUAGUGCAGGAAAAGUAGACAUAAUGCAGUAAUAUCAGGUAAAUGUGAUGUUGAUGAAGUAGUUAAUGUAAUGGUUUUUUUCUGAACUUUUUUAUUGAAGCACAAAUUGAAGUAUGAUUGUGUUUCCGUAUUGAGGACAUGGCUAGGUAGCAAGUGGACUAAUUAGCCUCAGAAUAAUGGUGUGAAGUGUGUUGGUGCCAAAGUAGAAAUGAAGGAGCAAACGAGCUAAAGGCUGUUCUGUAGCUGCAAAUGUUGUUUUAGAAUGGUAAGAGCGGUGCUGUAAGUUCAUAACUGUUACGUGAUUUCAUUUUUAUAAGAAUGCAAAAAGUUUACAAAAAUGUAUAUAAAAAUGUAAAUUAAAAAAAUGUACAGAAAAAAAUUUAAAACAAAAAAUGAGCAGAAAAUACUGUAUUUUUUUACAUUGUAUGUAACUUUUUGUAGGUAUGUUGCAUGUAGAUAGUAAUUUAUUGUGUACUCUGUAUGAUAUUAAAUACUGUACAUCUGAAGACUUCUUCCUGCAAGUCUCUGUGCCUGGAAGCUCACUUUUGAGAUGAAGUACUUUGGUUGCAGGUAACGAACCUACUGAGUCUUGUUUCAGUUGAGAACAAAAAAAUAAACCAAGUGCUGUAUUUGUUAACUGA